GUGUAUACAAACGUGCGUAGGGCAUGUGCAAAUGAAGCCGGUAAUCUGCAUAAUUAUAAAUUACCUCAGCUCAGAAGGGCCAGGCCUACGUCAGUAUUUACCGUGAUCUUAUUUAUCUUAACAUGGUCUUGACUCUUGGUGAUGCCAAUGCGGAGAGUCAUUUGCCCAGUUCGCUAAUCUUUUGUGGGUAUUCAUGUAUUGGUAAACACAAACUUCAAGUUGAAGUGCCACGUCGCAUGCAUCGGCCCUCCUUUUUUUUCUUCUUCUUCACGGUCUGUUGCUGCGGUUUUGUGCCGGGAUUAGCGGCGGGGCAGUGACGUGUCAGCGGUGUACCCGUGUUGCUUUCAUUUGCUUUCCAACUCCAGCAGAGCUCAGCCGAGACUAAGACAAGUUGAGCCGAACGAAUCAUCAAACUACGCCGACAGGCCUGGCGGUGAAUCAUUCAGCUAAAUAGUACUAGUACCGCACCAUCACAUUAGCGUCUGCCAGACUGCCACUCUACCUGUAGGCUGUAGCCGCAAGUCCGCUGUACUAUCUUUUUUCCUCAUACACUAUCCAGACCUGAGCCGGGGUCUACGUGAGAUUCUUUUUUUUUUUUCUGAGAGGGAAAGGACUAGAGGCAACUGUAAUCAUGAUUGAUCAAGCUAAUUCAACAGCAACUUCAUUACCAGGUACAAAAGUGCCGUCAGCUCAAGUAUGGGGUUAUGGCUUUCUCUUCGUGACAAUCAUCAAUAUGGGAGCAUUCGCCGGGGUGUGGAUAAUCCCUCUUAUGGACAAGAGGAUGUAUAAGAACGUCAUCAUGUAUCUAGUAUCCCUCGCCGUAGGAACGCUCGCAGGCAAUGCUUUACUUAGUCUCAUUCCAGAGUCUCAAGGUAUUUUUCUGGACGAGGCCGGCCAUGAUUUUAUCUGGAAGAAUAUGGUCGUCCUAGGAGGCAUCUAUCUGUUCUUCAACACAGAACGCUUACUCAAGAUCAUUGCUAGCAGACGAAGGGCCAGAUCAAGGAGUAGUUCUGAUUUAUCGCGGCGAUCGGGCAUGGUGGUGACGGCAAUGCACAACUUAGACUCCAACCCAGACCGAAUAGGCUAUAAAUUUACAUCCCCAACGGAGGCCUUGGCGAUGACGGACGCGAAGGACCUGGAAGCGGAGCGGGAGAAACGAGCUAGCCGGGAGGCUUUAGAGGAAGGAAAUGGUUUGCUUUAUUCUACACCAUCGGGCGAUGAUAAAAAGGCAUCAUCCCUCAGGGAUGUCUACCUCAGCAGUAACGAGAAGGACAACCUGAGACCUGAUUCCAACCUCACCAAUCACCAUGGCAACGGUCACCAUGGCAAACCCAAUGGCCACGCACAUGGCAACGGCAGCCAUCACGGCCACUCCCACGCACCGAUAUACGAUGGAUCGAACAUGAUCGCCACCGUGGCCUAUAUGAUCAUCUUUGGUGACGGCCUUCAUAAUUUUAUCGACGGGCUGGCGAUCGGGGCGUCGUUCACGAAUUCCGUUUACCAGGGGAUCAGCACGUCAGUGGCGGUCAUUUGUGAAGAAUUUCCCCAUGAGCUAGGUGACUUUGCCAUCUUGUUGAACUCUGGGAUGACUGUGAAGCAAGCCGUCCUUGCAAACUUCUUGUCGGCGUGUACGUGUUACUUGGGCCUUAUCUUCGGUAUUGUCCUCGGGGAGAAUUUCCACGCCAGCGAGUGGAUCUUUGCUCUGGCGGGCGGCAUGUUUCUUUAUAUCUCGUUGGUGGAUAUGCUGCCCGAGAUUAAUAAUGUUGGAGGCGGAGACCCGACAGAUGAGGACCAGAGAAGCUUCAGGAUCUUUUUCAUUCAGAACGCUGGACUCCUUUCUGGGUUUGGUCUAAUGUUGAUCCUGGCCUUGUUUGCAGGCCAGAUCCAGGUCUAACUUCAAAGACUGGUCUCGAUUGGAACACAUAUGUUGGUCCAAGCUACGUACGUAGGUGAGAUCGAGGCCUAACUUCAAAGCAUGCAUGUAGCCCCGACCAGAUUAGUUGGUUCUGGCCUUGUUCGCUAUCGGAAUCCUAGUCUUCAAAAUAUGGCGUUGACUACAUUUUAGGGCAGAUAUAUUUUUGUUUCUCAUACAUAAUGUGUAACAUAUCUCUCUUCCAAUCAAAGAUUUACAUACAUGUACAAUCAAGAGAAGUUAUUUCAAGUAUUUUUCUACACCCCUCUUAUCAUUGAAUGAAAUAUACAUUGUAUAGAGGAAGCGCUUUUGGAUAUAGAAUACCUGAAGUUAUGCUGUAUAACGUCUUCUCUUCUGUAAUUUGUUUGUAAUACUGUACAUCUAGAUCUUGUAAAUUUGUCUAAUCUAUUAUUUGUGUGCUUGUACAUAUUUUUAUUUGUGCUUUCUAUUAUUCACAACAUGAUGUGCUCAUACAUGUAUGUGUAUCAUAUUCUACCAUUACAAGUAGAAGUAAUGUCUUGUUUUUAUUUUUUUCUUUGAAUUUUCAUUGACGAUAAGUUUAUAGCCCUAAGAGUGGUGGAGUCAUUUCUAAAGAGAAAUACUGUCAAACCUUGUUCGUGGCCACCUGUCUAUAUAGUGGCUACCUGCCAAUAGUAACUACUAAAACUGUUUCUCAUUGAGGCAGAUCAUGUGUAUGAGAACCUGUCUAUAGCAGCCACCUGCCUAUAGUGACUACUAAAACUAAUUCCCAUGGAGGCAGAUUGUAUGUAUAAGAACCUGUCUAUAGCAGCCACCUGCCUAUAGUGACCACUAAAACUAAUUCCCAUGGAGGCAGAUUGUAUGUAUAAGAACCUGUCUAUAGCAGCCUCCUGCCUAUAGUGACCACUAAAACUAAUUCCCAUGGAGGCAGAUUGUAUGUAUAAGAACCUGUCUAUAGCAGCCACCUGCCUAUAGUGACCACUAAAACUAAUUCCCAUGGAGGCAGAUUGUAUGUAUAAGAACCUGUCUAUAGCAGCCAUCUGCCUAUAGUGACCACUAAAACUAAUUCCCAUGAAGGAAGGUUGUGUGUAUAAGAACCUGUCUAUAGCAGCCACCUGCCUAUAGUGACCACUAAAACUAAUUCCCAUGAAGGAAGGUUGUGUGUAUAAGAACCUGUCUAUAGCAGCCACCUGCCUAUAGUGACCACUAAAACUAAUUCCCAUGAAGGAAGAUUGUGUGUAUAAGAACCUGUCUAUAGCAGCCACCUGCCUAUAGUGACCACUAAAACUAAUUCCCAUGGAGGCAGAUUGUAUGUAUAAGAACCUGUCUAUAGCAGCCACCUGUCUAUAGUGACCACUAAAACUAAUUCCCAUGAAGGAAGGUUGUGUGUAUAAGAACCUGUCUAUAGCAGCCACCUGCCUAUAGUGACCACUAAAACUAAUUCCCAUGAAGGAAGAUUGUGUGUAUAAGAAUAUGUCUAUAGCAGCCACCUGUCUAUAAAGUUCACAAUUUGUGUUUCCCUUGGGUGGUCACUAUAGACAGGCUUCACUGUAUUGUGGCCUGGCAGACAGGCAGAAGGAAUGGCGGGAGGUUGCGUGUGCUGUCGAUUUUCAGUUCUUGUGCGGCUGGCAUAAGAGCGAUAUCUCUAGCGCGUGCUAUGCGAAAUGUACAGUGUGCGCGAGAGUGAAAGUCCUUCUGGCUUCCCAACAGGAACAGCGAUUGAUGGAUGUGUAUUUCCUAAUGCCCGUCUGCUAUUCAUGCAACAGUAAUUUUAUUACCUCGCAGUGAUUUCUUACUUAUUCAAGGAUUACUUUAUAAUCUCUGCCAUCGGGUAUAAUUUCAUCUGUGUCAUCGUCAUCAAUGAUUAUUGUGUGUGAAUAUAGGGCUAAUCACUUGUCAUUUUUUUUGUUAUACAUUGUUUUUUAAUAUUAGUUAUAUGGGCUUUCACCGUGUAUACCAUUCACUUACAUGUGUCUUAAAUAUAGGAUUUUAAAGCUUCGUUCACAUAUAAUGUGAUGAAGUUCAGCAACAGUUUUGCAAUGUUCAGAUUAUAGUGAGGCAAAUGUCUGCUUAUUGAGUUUCUGAGUGCAAUGAAUACUGCACUAGUUGCACAGAAACUUGUGACAUAAUGAUUCUCCCAUGAUAAAAAUUUAUUGAUUUGCAGGACAAAAAAACACAGAGAUCCCAGUAUAGAAUUUUUUUAUUAUGUAAGAGUACAUUUGAAGUCAUACCAAAUGGGAGUGUACAGAGUUUGGAAGUUGUGUUAGAAAGAUGAAAUAUGACUCUGGAAGCUCAGUUUGUAAUUAUGAUCCGCUUUUAUAUAGCGCUUGAUACAUCGGCACGACGUGUCUAAGCGCUUUACAGAUAUAUUAUUACCCCGUUCAUCGGAUUCAAUCAGUCAUUCCCGCACUCAAUGUAUGCACAUCCUCCGCUCCCCAGGGAGUAUUCCAGUCGGUCGCUGUUCGGGCGCACACAGCACUGGACAAGCUACAAUGACUUUCACAUCCUACCGGGUACCCAUUUAGCACCUGGGUCUAGAAUGGCAAAGUGUGUAUUAACGCUUUGCUCAAGGACGCUGGACCGCGGUGGGAUUUGAACACAACCCACUGUUUACAAGGCGAGAGUCAGAACCACUAGACCACAGCUCUUCCGUCAGAUGGGGGACCGCAAAGGGUCGCUCUUCAUGGACGUCAUCGCGCCGCCAUCUUAGAGGCUGAAGCUAUAAUUAUUGCUUUGCAUGCGUUCGUGAUCUGCAGCUAGAACAUAAGGUCAAGACUAUAUUGCCGUCGAUUCGGCAGAUUCAGUACCAACUAGGGUUUAUGUAGUCAGACUACGCCUCAUGAAUAUUUAUGUCACGGAAUAUACAUGUAGCGUAAUUUCCAACGCUGCUGUAUUGCGAGUUCACUGCCGUCAAGAUCAUUGAUGCAGGUUUCGAGAGUCGCCUUGCGCGAUUUGUCAAAGUUCUCUUUUUUUAUAAAAAAAAAUUGAGACAAGACUCCGUAAAAUUACAAGUCCAAGGAUUGUAGUCUGAUUCAAAGCCUCCAAAACACAGUUAGCCCUUAUCGUAUGUUUAUGAGUCUGCUGCAUCAAUGCCAAUUUAGUUUUAACCAGAACAUCGCUGACAACUCCGUUUUCGCAAAUUUCCAUCUCCUCUGAGGGAGGGCGAUGUGAGAUAUGACGUCAUAUGCUUAAAGGUCUACGACAUCAGAAACUGUUCAGCGAACACAUCUACGAGCAGUCCAUCUAAACUCCUAGCUGAUUAUUUCCAUCUUCAGAGCCAUGUAGAAAACAUCCUCACUCUUCCUCUUAAUGGAUUGCAGGCUCUUUGACAGGAACUGCUGAAGAAGAACAUAAAUGAUUAAAAAUGAUACAAACACGGUGCAGGAGAUAUCUUAUAUAUGAAAUGUUCAGUUCAGACAAGCUGACGAAGCGUCCUGGAUCGGACGUGAAACUGCUCUCCAUUUCAAUAACAGUAAAGUCCAGAUGAACAGAUACAUUUUUCUACAUCACUUAUAUUAAAUGUGUGUUUUGUUUUAAAGAUGUCACUUUUUUAAGAGGCUUAGGACAACAUCAUGCAAGGAAAUUUAAUCAAAUUGACAAUUGCAAUGAUAUUUGUUUAAAUGUUUUGUAUUAUUCAACCACUGUGAUGCAUAUAUAUCUUUUUUUAUUUACACUGAAGAGGCUUACAAUCUGGCAUUGCACAGUAAUGAAAAAAAGUAUUGGAUUGGUGAAGAUCCUCACCUCACCCCUCCCUGUUUAACAAUUAUGUGUGUGAUAAUUGGAAUACUUUAUAUUUAUUAUUUUUUACUGAAAUAACUUUCCAGAAUUAAGGUUGAUGCAUAUGUUUUUUUUUAUUUAUAAUGAAAUAUGUGUUUUCUGUAAGACACUGAACCAAAUGUCUGCUACUUUUAUCAUCAAGAUCCUGUUAUAAAGGCGCUGCUUUUUAAUAGUCCCCUUUGAUUUGUCUUUGACGAAAUGUAAAGGUGAGUGAUUAAGACAUUGUCAGGAACGUUGCGUCUCUAAAGUUGGACAGGGUGUGCAAGGAUUGUGCAUGUAAUUUCUGUCAUUCAUUUAUCAACAUGGUUACACCGUAAUUGAAGAAGAUGGUCGCUAGUCAUUUAAUGUCAUUUCAUUAUAAAAAAAAAAAAAACUCAGACUACAUGUAGUCACUCUCUUUAGGUGUUAUUACUGGCAACCUUUUUCUUUUGUUAUGUCUAGUGCCCGAGGGGGGGUACUCGAAUUAUAACGUGAUACCUGCAUACCGCACCAAAAACGAAAAUAGUGGGCUCUAGAACUAAACUUUUACCUUAAAAUGGUCUGCCCCAUUUGUUGUAUUCACCAAAAUGUGUAAUUCAUUUUUCUGAGAAGCGUGCAAUUGCAAUGAAAACUGCUAUGUUGUAAUUUAUCCUUUGCAGAUCUCUUUUCUCCUAUGGAAGAAAAGUCAUGCAUACAUGUAUGUGGAUCCUUCAAUUGGAAAGGAUCUUAAAAGUCAAUAGUCUAUCUUUGAAUGAUAGUCGUGUCCAAAUGCAAAGAUAAGGGGUGAAUAUUGUUGGACCUUUUUUUCCACAAAAAUAUUUUGUAAUUUGCUAUAUGGAUUUAUGCAAAGAGGUGCAUAGUAUUUCUAUCAUCAGAUUCCUGCAUAUGGAGUGAUUUAAGGCUGAAUCUUUUGCUGAAAGUAAUGUUGGAAAUCAUUAAAAAAAGGUAUACAUUGUGCACAAGGAUAGCACAUUUUUUUGGCCAAAGUAAGAAUUGCAUUUUUCCAAUUCUUGUCUACAUUUACAAAACGUUCUUUUCUAGGUGAUUUAUUCCUUAAAGGGGAAUGAAACCUUUAGAAUAAGUAGGUUUCUGUCGAAACAGAAAAAUCAAAGAAAUAGAACAACGAUAGUUUGAGAAAAAUCGGACAAACAAUGAGAACGUUAUGAGCAUUUGAAUAUUGCAAACACUAAUGCUAUGGAGAUCCUCCUAUUGGCAAUGCGACAAGGAUGUGUGAUGUCACAUGUGAACAACUUUCCCUUUGAUGGACUUUAAAAUACCCUCAAAAUGUCUCUUUUUGCUUUUUCUGAUGGUGGUACAAACUCUUUAUCCGUGAUGUGUUCUUUAAAAAUCUGUUUUACAUGCCCUCCUUUAGAAAGAACACAUGAUCUACUGAUAGAUGUGAUAAAAGAG
Lytechinus pictus (painted urchin) is the source of this 7057-nucleotide messenger RNA. RefSeq names its product metal cation symporter ZIP14-like. NCBI's taxonomy places the organism in Eukaryota, Metazoa, Echinodermata, Echinoidea, Temnopleuroida, Toxopneustidae. Gene Ontology annotation, biological process: zinc ion import across plasma membrane; intracellular monoatomic cation homeostasis. The record is from RefSeq and is a predicted model, not a curated record. Gene Ontology annotation, cellular component: plasma membrane. The transcript has 10 exons. Gene Ontology annotation, molecular function: monoatomic cation:bicarbonate symporter activity; zinc ion transmembrane transporter activity. The coding region runs from base 632 to 1894 and encodes 420 amino acids.